AUGAUUUGGUAUCCAUACGAACAGUUAAAGAAUAUGAAGCCCCCCUAUAAGGUUGUAGAUGCUAAGGGGGUUUACCUUUACACUGAGGACAACAAAAUGAUUGACUCAGUUUCAUCUUGGUGGUCUACAAUAUACGGCUACAAAAAUGAAAAAAUAAAUGAAGCUCUUAUAGGCCAAGUGAAGAAGUUUUCUCAUGUCAUGUUGGGAGGGCUAACUCACGAGCCAGUAGAAAGACUUUCCAACCAAUUAAAGGACUUUUUGCCAGGGGACUUGGACUAUCCCUUCUUCUCUGACUCGGGAUCUGUGGCAGUGGAAGUUGCCCUAAAGAUGGCCCUUCAAUACUACAUGAACAAGGGAGAAGGAGGCAGGACCAUGAUACUUGCCUUGACUCAUGCCUACCAUGGGGACACCUUCAAGACUAUGGAAGUUGGUGACGAUGAAGACUACCAUUUUGUCCUAGAAGCCUAUGGCAAGAGCAAGUAUGUUGUAAAUAUUCCAACUGAAAUCCAAGCACUUGAAGAUGCCUUUGAAAAAUAUGGCGACAAGCUAAACUCCUUUAUAGUUGAGCCACUUUUACAAGGUGCUGGUGGAAUGAGGAUGUAUGACAUUUCUUUUUUAGAAAGAGCAAGGGAACUUUGCGAUAAGCACAAUGUCCUACUUAUCUUUGACGAAGUCGCAACAGGCUUUGGAAGGACUGGUAACAGAUUUGUGGCAGACCUAGUCCUACCAGACAUAAUAUGUUUGGGAAAGGCCCUUACAGGAGGUUACCUGGGUCAUGCUGCCACAGUUACAAACAAGAAGGUAUUCGAUGCCUUUUACGAUGAUAACCCAAGGCAUGCCCUCAUGCAUGGACCAACAUUUAUGGGAAAUCCCCUAGCCUGCACAGUGGCAUCAAGGUGUCUUGAAAUAUUCCAAGAAGAGGACUUCAUGGGAAAGAUAAAGAGGAUUGAAGAAAUUGAAAGAGAAGAGAUGGAAGGCUUCACUCAUGACAAGAUUGAAGAAGUUAGGAUCAUGGGAGCCUGCGUCUGCAUUGAAGUAAAGGAUGGCAAGGUCAUAGAAGGCUUCCAAGAGUUCGCCUACGAAAGGGGAGUCUUUGCAAGACCCUUUGUGAAAUACAUUUACUCUAUGGUUCCCUAUGUAAUUAGCGAAGAUGAACUUAGAAAAGUAAUGAGGACUAUGAAGGAAUGGUUUGAAAAUAAAUAA
Trichomonas vaginalis G3 is the source of this 1203-nucleotide messenger RNA. Its product is annotated as adenosylmethionine-8-amino-7-oxononanoate transaminase (BioA) family. Gene Ontology annotation, molecular function: pyridoxal phosphate binding; S-adenosyl-L-methionine:8-amino-7-oxononanoate transaminase activity; dethiobiotin synthase activity. The transcript has a single exon. The record is from RefSeq and is a predicted model, not a curated record. The coding region runs from base 1 to 1203 and encodes 400 amino acids. Gene Ontology annotation, biological process: biotin biosynthetic process. Gene Ontology annotation, cellular component: mitochondrion. NCBI's taxonomy places the organism in Eukaryota, Parabasalia, Trichomonadida, Trichomonadidae.